CGGUGAUAACAUGAGUUGGAUCAGUCCGUUGGAUGCAGGUAGUAAAACAUUUCAUCGUGUACUUCACUGUUGACGUUCAGCUGUCAAACAGAACAUCACAAAUACUCUGAUUCAAAGUACCAACAGAAAAAGUACUUUAUCUUGAUGUACUUGUCAUACAAAACCACAGUUAUUUAGCCCUGUUAGAAACUUUGACACUUUCUGCAUUGAGUCAGAAUCUGAAUUCAAGAUCGCCGUUACCGCCGUCACAGCCGUUAGAAUGCCGUUCAUCGAGCACGUAUCGGACUCGGACCUGGAGCGCUUGGCGUUGGAGCGGGUCGUCCCGGCGCUGCUGGAUCACGGAUUCUGCUACGUGGACGGCGUGCUCGGGGAGCUGGCCGGAGCCGCCGUGCUGGACCAGGUGAAGGAGAUGCACCGGAGCGGAGCGCUGCAGGACGGCCGGCUAGCGGGCUCCGUGCCCGGCGUGCACCGGAGGAGCAUCCGCGGGGAUAAGAUCGCCUGGGUGAGCGGCGCCGAGCGCGGCUGCGAGGCGAUCAGCUUCCUGCUCAACCUGAUCGAUAAGCUGAUUUCCGUGUGCGCGAGCCGGCUCGGGAGCAAGAAGAUCCGGGAGAGGUCCAAGGCCAUGGUGGCGUGUUACCCAGGAAACGGGGCUGGUUACGUCAAACACGUGGACAACCCGAACUGCGACGGGCGCUGCAUCACCUGCAUCUACUACCUCAACAAGAACUGGAGCGCCACGGAGCACGGUGGCGUCCUCAGGAUCUUUCCGGAGGGGAAAUCCUACGUGGCCGAUAUCAAGCCGCUGUUCGACCGGCUGCUGUUCUUCUGGUCCGACCGUAGGAACCCACAUGAGGUGCAGCCCUCCUACGCCACCAGGUACGCCAUCACAGUUUGGUAUUUUGACUCUGAGGAGAGAGCGGAGGCGAAGAGACGCUUCAGAGACUUGACAGCUCCAGCUGAUAGUUUGCAAACGUCGCCCCCUGGUGUUUGACACCCUGCUCUGCAGUAGAGGACAGCAGGACUCGCAAAGCUUUCUGGGAAAGCUAAAAGAAAAGGAAAAAAAAAAAAAGGAUCACUCUGCGUCCCGUCGUCGCUCCGGUUGUUGAAAGAACCUGACGAACGACGCGUUCAAGUAACCUGCAGCUGCUCUGGACUUUUCCUGCUUUACGUGACGUUUGUGCAAUGCUCUCUGUGAGACGGAGGAAAACGGUGGACUUGCACCUUUUUAAGCCUUCGGCUCGCUUCAAACUAGAAGAGGAGGAGAGAUGACGAACUGUCUUUGAGGUUUACAGACAGCAAAACAUCAGAGACAUGAUGCUUACAAUGCUGUGUGAUAGAAAGGUGUCUUGUUCUGGAGAAAGUGAGCACAACAUAAUGUGUGCAUCGAAGAAAACAACUUGUAUGCAAAACGAUCUUGUUUGCACAGAAUAUGGAAAUGUUUCGUGUUCGAAAAACCUUUUCUUAUACACACAAGAUAAUAAACAUCAGGGGUGCUCCGUAAGAGACUUAAUUGUUAAAUGUUGAAUGGAUGCUUGACUGUAGGCAAAUUCCGCAUGUUCAGCACUGAACUAAACGUUCUCUAAUUUACGCUAGCAAUAAAUUGAAAGUGCACUAAUUGAACACUUUACAGUUUACCUGCAAUUACUACCAAAUUAAUAGUUCUUUCCUGGAAACUUUGUAGGAAAUUUGACGGACAAAUCUUAACAAAGAACUUCUUUUGUUUUUCUUAACUGAAUGUUCACAGAUUACUUUUUCCGAAACUUUCAAGGGCAUCUUUGCAUUGAGGAAACUGCUCAAGAACUGUGAGGAAAGUUAGAAAAGGGCCAAUAAGUGGACCUUACGAUAUUUUAUUUGAUUUAUUUGUCAAGUUACUGUUUCUCAGGAUAACCUAUUAGUAUAAAAUAUCGUUUAGGAACCGGUAUCGAUGUUCCGGUAUUGGUAUCAAAAUUUUUUCACGAUAGUCAGCCCUGUUGUGAACAGAUGAAUAAUUGAUGCUCCGUUCAAACGGCUCUACAAAAACAUCAUUAAGCCCAAGUCGCCAUCUUACACCGCCUUUUUCACUGCAGCCGGAGAUACGCUUUAAUACAACAUGUUGUUGUAACUGCACUGUGUUUGGUGAAAGAGAAAUAUUUUGUCUGUCUGCAUUCACUGAAUGCUAUGGAAACUGUCACAAUAUUUACCGACUUGUGGAAUUAAAUUCAAGAUUGUG
Messenger RNA from Sander lucioperca (pikeperch), 2209 nucleotides. RefSeq names its product egl-9 family hypoxia-inducible factor 3 (gene egln3). The record is from RefSeq and is a predicted model, not a curated record. Gene Ontology annotation, molecular function: ferrous iron binding; peptidyl-proline 4-dioxygenase activity; L-ascorbic acid binding. Gene Ontology annotation, biological process: peptidyl-proline hydroxylation to 4-hydroxy-L-proline; cellular response to hypoxia. Lineage: Eukaryota; Metazoa; Chordata; Actinopteri; Perciformes; Percidae. The transcript is spliced from 5 exons. Gene Ontology annotation, cellular component: cytoplasm; nucleus. The coding region runs from base 260 to 991 and encodes 243 amino acids.